Molecule: messenger RNA, 3276 nt
Organism: Papaver somniferum (opium poppy)
Lineage: Eukaryota; Viridiplantae; Streptophyta; Magnoliopsida; Ranunculales; Papaveraceae
Product: disease resistance protein RGA2-like
Exons: 1
Coding region: 1-3276 (1091 amino acids)
Biological process (GO): defense response to other organism
Molecular function (GO): protein binding; ADP binding
Source: RefSeq, a predicted model, not a curated record
AUGGCGUUGGAAGAGAUUUUUGUUACUGGGGCCACAGGGUUCAUGAAAAAAUUGGUUUCUGUUGCUGCCAAAACAAUUGGUAUGUCUAAGGUUGCAGAUAAAGAUCUUCAAAAGCUUAAGGAUACUCUGGAGAUGAUCGCGGCUGUAACGUCUGAUGCUGAAAAGAAGCAAGUGCAGUCCAAAGUAGUGCUGCUCUGGUUGAGAAGGCUCCAGAGCGUUGCAUAUGAUAUUGAUGACGUUUUGGAUGAAAUUUCCUAUGAAGCCAUGCGUCUCACUGAAAAAUAUGGAAAGCUAGAGAAGGUACGUCGCUUUUCAGUUAAAUUUGAUUUUGCUCAUAGAAUCAAAAGCAUUAAUCAAGAAUUAGAUGAAAUUGCUAAGCUAAAAGAUAUGUAUGAGUUAGAACUUAGUGAUGAUGGUCAAAACAGUGAGCAACUAGACCGGAUAACAGCAUCCUUUGUAGAUAAUUCUAACAUUGUCGGGCGAGAAAAAGAAAAAUCUCUAAUAGUAAAGAUGGUAUUGAAGACCAACUCUUCGUCAUCGUCAUCAUUUGAUAAUUUUGGUCCACAAGAAAAGAUUUCAGUCAUUUCAAUAGUGGGUAUGGGGGGAGUUGGGAAAACGACCCUCGCCCAAUUGGUAUUCAAAGACUACUCCAUUGAGAGAAGCUUUAAGCCAAGAGUGUGGGUUUGUAUUUCAGACAACUUUGAUAUCUUUGUAAUUUUAAGAAAUAUUCUAGAGUCUAUUACUCAAAAACACUGUGACUUGUCUAGUGUCGAUGUACUAGUAAAGAAAGUUCAUAAGAAGAUCAGAGAGAAGAAAUUUUUGUUGGUACUAGAUGAUGUGUGGAACGAGAAUGCCGAAGACUGGGAGAAAUUUAAGGGUUAUUUAGGCGGGGGUGCUCAAGGGAGUAAAAUAUUAGUAACUACGCGUAAAGAAAGUGUUGCAUCUAUUGUUAGGGGUACAAUUCCGCCUUAUAAUCUUACAACCUUAACGAAUCAAGAAUGCUGGUCUAUCGUUGAGAGAAAAGCCUUUUCUCCUGGCGGAGCAGUCAAGACUCCAAAUAUGUUAAAUAUAGGAGAGGAGAUAGCGAGAAAAUGUGAUGGUUUACCACUUGCAGCUUUAUUUCUCGGAAAUCUCAUGCGUUUGAAAAAGAAUGAGUCUGAUUGGUUGGCGAUCCGAGACAAUGAUGUUUUCAGUACACCAGAAAAUCCCAACAAAGUAAUUCAGAUUUUAAAAUUGAGCUAUGACAACUUACCCUCUCAUUUGAAACGAUGUUUUUCAUACUGUUGUUUAUUUCCGAAAGGUUGGAGAUAUCACACGGAAACACUUAUUCGAUUGUGGAUGGCUGAAGGAUUCCUUCAUCCGUCUAAUGGAGGCAGAAACCAAAGCUCACCAGAAGAUAUUGGUAAACAUUACUUGUAUAGUUUGUUAUCAAAUUCUUUUUUUCAAGACGUGAAAUAUGACAAGCUAGGUGAUAUUAAUUAUUUCAAAAUGCAUGAUUUAGUACAUGAUCUUGCAAAAAGUGUCGUUGACAGUCAUGAAGUCGCGAUUCUAAACGCAAGCGAAAUGGAAAAAGAUAUAUGUGAUCAUUUCCGUCGACUACAUUUGACUGUAGAAGGAGUAUACAAAAAGGUUUUUGAAGUCUUGAACAACUCAAAAAAGCUGCGGACAAUAUUUUUCAAGGAAAAUGCUAAUCUGUUUACGAGUCUGGUUAGUAACAAGCAUUUGCGUGUCAUACAUUCGCCUUCUGAUUUGUCUUCAAAAAGUGCUUAUCGGCUUCAUCUGAAUGAUGAUGAUAUACAAGAAAUUCCAUCAUCCAUUUUUGAGUUUAAACACUUGAGGUACCUUGACCUCAGCAGGCUCAACCAUUCUAGAAUUACAGAUGUUCAAGUCAAUUCCAUUAGUCAACUCUACAAUCUGCAGACUCUCAAUCUUCAUCGAUAUCUAAAUGUAGGAAACAUUCUCCUAGGAAUUGGUACUUUGAAAAAUCUGCGUCAUCUUAAUCUGUCUUAUUCAGAUGUUAAAGUGUUACCUGAUUCCAUCAUUAAGCUCACCAAUUUGCAGACAUUAGAUAUUAGUAAUUGUAAUGAUAUUAGUGUCUUACCCACAGAUAUUGGGUCUCUUCAAAAUCUAGUGUCCCUUCAUUUUCAACAUACCUCUAUCAAAGAAUUACCGGAUAGUUUUGGAGAAUUGACAAAAUUAAGGUCACUAGAUUUGGGAUAUACUGAAAUAAAAGAAUUGCCUGAAUCUCUGACUAACAACAUCUGUAAAUUAGAGUUUGUGAACUUUGAUGAGUGUAAGUUUCCCAAAGACAUCAAGAAUUGGGUGGAUUUGAGAUGUCUCAUCAUUGAUGACAAUUUGCAUAAGUUAUUUGGGGUCGCUGAGUAUCAAAUAAUGCCCGGAGGUAUAGAUAUGCUAACUCGUCUGGAAGUAUUAGAUUCUUACGUGGUUAGGAAUAAAAAGGACUACAUCGGAGGAACGUCCAAUGAUUCAAGUGGGAUUGAAGAAUUAGCAAGCCUAAACUCCCUUCGGACUUUAUAUAUAAUACAUCUAGACAAUGUGAGAGGUAAAGUGGACGCUGAGCGGGCCAAGUUAAAAGACAAGGAGAACAUUCAACAUUUGUAUCUAAAAUGGGUACACAAAGAAACAUUUGCAGAAGAAGAAGAAGUUGCUAACAAUUCUUAUAUGGUGUUAGAAGGUCUAAAGCCACAUCCUAAUUUAGAGUUGUUGUCGAUACAACAUUUCCAGGGUGUAAAACUUCCAAAGUGGAUGGGUUCUUCUUAUUGCCUUCCGAAUUUGGUGUAUUUAUAUUUCGAGUAUUGCAACAGUUGUGAGAAGCUUCCAUCACUGGGUAUGCUCCCGUGUCUUAAGGUACUUCGCUUAGUGCGAGUGAGCUCCGUAAAAAGUCUGGGUGAAGAAUUUUAUAAUCAACAACAACAAGGAGAAGUAGAAAGCUGCAGCAUUACAACGACAUUAUUCCCUUCACUAAUUCAUUUAGAUAUUGAUGAGAUGAAUGAUCUAGAAGAAUGGGUUGCUCCUCCACCACCACCUUACAAUUGCUUCCCUGUACUUGAGGAUCUGUCUAUUCAGAGGUGCAGAAAACUGAAAUCUAUACCAGAUUUACGAUUACACACUUCUCUUAGGAAAUUAACGAUCAGCAAAUGCAACACAUUGGCUAGUUCAAUACCGUACAGUCUGCAUAGCCUCACCUAUCUUAAAAAACCAUUCAUAUCAGAUGUUUCGCGUAUGCUUUCAGAUCAGAUGUUUAAUAUGGGGUAA